AAGUCUAGUAAUAUAUUAUUCUUUGUAUUUUCUAUACAAUUUCUAUUGUUAACUGUUGGGGUUUUCCUCUUUAGUCAUAAUAUUUAUACUGUGUUAAAUUAUUUUAAUAUAUUAGGAUAUAUAUUUAUAAAUCACACUGAUCACACAAAGUCUCACGGCACAGAUUUCAGUGACUAAUAUCCGAAAGCCAUCAGUUCUAUAAGGACAUGACCGUCUCCUUAUAAGUCUUUAACGAGUCGAGUAUCGAAGUUCAGCAAUCAUAUGUGAUGUCCGACGGCGACCCGUCUCUCGAAGAAGACAUACCGCGGCCUUUACUAGAGAAGGUUGAGGAUAAUGUGUUCACGCCAAAGAUAGCAACCCCUAUUUACGCGGGCAGCGUGAAGUUGCACCAUAAGAGGUCUGACGCGGCGGAAACGGAGACCUUCCUGACUGACGCGCAGCGCAAUGACCUCGCGCUCCAGCAGCUACUGCAGGAUGGAGAUGGCGACUUUAACCAAAAGGAGAAGGAAACGCAACAGAAGAUGGGUGACCUGCGCGCAAUGUCGGUGCUCAGCACGUACCAGGACAACAUGUCACAGGACAUGAACACCGACCGAGACAACGGUAGCGAAGCGUCUACCCGCGCCGCAGAGGAGUGCGCGUGCGGCGAGCCCGCGUUGCCCGGCGUCUCCGCCACUAGCAAUGGCAAACACCCUGCCAACCAUUGCUCCAUCGUCAUGGGUGGAAUACAGAACAACCCAUCCCUGACGUUCAACGAUCAUGUCCGAUCGGUCGACUUUGUGCUGGUGUGGGAAGCCGGUAAGGAGGACGCUUCCAAGCCCGAGGCGUACGAACAGCGCCGUAUCUUCCAGGACAACCUGGAGAAGGAAGGUCUGCAGCUAGAGCCAGAGGCACCGGCGAACCUGCACGGACUCAAUUUUAUUAAGGUUCACGCGCCACUUUCAGUCUUAAGAGAUUAUAGCGAAAUAUUAAAACUUCGAAUGCCAAUGAAGGAAUGCAGUAAGAUACGAAAAAGUGGGAAGACGAAUGCGAUACUGAAUGCUGCAAUGUAUAUGUCUAAGUUUUCAGCGCUGAAAGAUGUGUCGGAGAAGACAAAUAGUUUAGUAGACCGAAUAGAGGCGGGGUGGGACGGCGUCAUGUCAAAUAUUCGCGUGGACCCUGUCAAGUUUCCGGAGCGGAAGCACCGCCUCACGGCUAUAUACUCAAAGGACAAAGAAUAUCUAUUCGACACGUCGGCGGAGUGCUUUUGGACGCCGUCGAUCCGGUCGCGCAUCGUGCAGUUCAUCCUCGACCGCAAGAGGUUCUCCGAAGCCGAGAACGACGAGUUCGCCUUCGGCAUCGCUCGGCUCAUCACGAAUGGCACUUACAGCGCGGCUUAUCCACUGCACGACGGCGACCUGAAGACGCCGGGAUCCAUGCGGCACCUACUCUAUACGGAGUGGGCGAGCGUCUCCAAAUGUCUCAAAUAUCAACCAUUAGAUUAUGUAAAAGACUAUUUCGGCGUCAAAAUAGGGUUGUACUUCGCGUGGCUCGGCUUCUACACCAACAUGCUGAUCCCGGCAUCUCUUGUGGGACUCAUUUGCUUCAUAUAUUCGGCUGCUACAGUGUACCAAAACAGUGUGAGCGAGCAAGUUUGCACCUACAACUCGUCGAUUAAGAUGUGCCCGCAGUGCGACUACUACUGCGACUACUGGGACUUGAAGACCACCUGCCUCCAGGCCCGGAUCACUUAUCUAUUUGAUAACCCUACUACUGUAUUUUUUGCCAUCUUCAUGAGUUUUUGGGGGGCGUGUUUCCUGGAGCUGUGGAAGCGCUACUCGGCGGAGAUGACGCACCGCUGGGACCUCACCGGCUUCGACGUGUACGAGGAGCACCCGCGCCCGCAGUACCUCGCGCGACUCGCGCACGUCAAGCGGACGCAGCUGAACGUGGUGACGGGGCAGCGCGAGCCGAUGGUCCCGUUCUGGCGCAUGCGUCUGCCCGCCACGCUCAUGUCCUUCAGCGUGGUGGCGCUGCUCGUGCUGCUGGCGCUGGCGGCGGUGCUCGGCGUCGUGCUCUACCGCAUGUCGCUGCUGGGCGCCAUCGCGCUGCGCCACCACGACAACGUGCUCAUCACGCACAACCCCAUCAUGUUCACCACCGCCACGGCGGCCUUCAUCAACUUGUUCCUAAUAUGCAUUUUUAAUUACAUUUACCAAUGCCUGGCCGAGUGGCUGACGGAGAAGGAGCUGCUGCGCACGCAGACGGAGUUCGACGACUCGCUGACGCUGAAGAUCUACCUGCUGCAGUUCGUCAACUACUACGCGUCCAUCUUCUACAUCGCCUUCUUCAAGGGCAAGUUCAUCGGCCGCCCCGGCGCCUACAACCGCUUCUUCGGACAGAGACAGGAGGAGUGCUCGCCCGGCGGCUGUCUGCUGGAGCUGUCCAUCCAGCUGGCCAUCAUCAUGGUGGGCAAGCAGUUCAUCAACACGGUCGUCGAGAUGCUCAUGCCCUAUUUGCUCAAGUGGUGGUACAUCAUACGUACCAUCGGGAGGAAAAACCGGAUUAAAAGUCCAUUGCAGUGGGUGAAAGAUUUCAAACUAGUCGAUUUCGGCAACAUGGGUCUUUUUCCCGAAUAUUUAGAAAUGGUGUUGCAGUACGGUUUCGUGACGAUCUUCGUGGCGGCGUUCCCGCUGGCGCCGCUGUUCGCGCUCAUCAACAACGUGCUGGAGAUGCGGCUGGACGCCAAGAAGUUCCUCUCGUGCUACCGCCGGCCCGUGCCGCAGCGCGUCAACGACAUUGGCGUCUGGUACCGCAUCCUCGACUCCAUCGGGAAACUUAGCAUCAUCACUAACGGUUUCAUAAUCGCGUUCACGUCGGACUUCAUCCCCCGCCUGGUGUACCAGUUCGCGAACGCGGGCUCGCUGGACAACUACGUGAACCACACGCUGGCCGACUUCAACGUGACCGUGCUCGAGCACGUGCCGCCCAACGCCAAGAACAGCUACAACGAGACCACCUGCAGCUUCCCGGGCUACUGGCAUUCGGGCGACGACCACAACUACGAGCGCAGCAACCUCUACUGGCACAACAUGGGCGCUAGACUCGCAUUUAUCGUGGUGUUUGAGAACGUGGUGGCGCUGGUGAUGAUAAUAGUGCGGUGGGCGAUCCCGGACAUGUCGGGCGAUUUGCGCGACCGCAUCCGGCGCGAGGCCUACGUCAUCAACAGCUUCAUCCUGGAGGAGACGCGCGCGCGCUCGCUGCCGGGGCGCACGCGCUCCACCGCCUCCGCCUCCGCCUCCGCCUCCGCCUCCGCCUCCGCGCCCGCGCACGCGCCCGCGCCAGGCGACGCAUGCGCCAGGCCCCCAGAUGAGGUGGAGUCGACGUGGAACCACCUGCUGUCGUCGUCCCUGUCGGGGUCGGACUUCGACCUGGCGGCGCACGGCGACCACCAGGCGCUGCGCGCCAUCACGCAGCCGCCGCCCGCCUCGCAGCCGCCGCCCGCGCACCUCUAGUCGGGCGCCACACACACAACUAGCCAUCGAUAUCGGAACAAUCUGUUCCGCGUGUUAGCCACAGUGGAGGGCUGUCCUCUUUAACUUUUCCCGGUCAUGUCCACUGAGUUAAAUAUAGGUUCAACUUACCGGUUGCGUACGCAACGUAACGUCAAGCACAAGCACAUCAACACACGCAAGCUUGCUGUGCCACAUUGACUGCGAAGUACAAAACGUGUACGUUCCGGUGUAACCGAGCCUGAAAGUAUCGUAUAACGUUUUACGUUUAUAACCUUUUAGUUGACUUUGACAAGAUUAACUUUUGUACUAACGUAUAUUUAAGAAAUGAGUGGAAUUUAUUCUGACUUUAUUAAGCGGAUCAAUGGUUACGGGUGGCAGAUAUUCCAUCUGCCAAUAUCUUGGUCUGUCCAAUGUCAUUGCGUCUCACUCUCUCAUUAAGCAUAAUGUGAGACAAAAUACACAUUGGCCAAAGAAAUUGGACAGGUGGAAUACCACCCUAACCAAGGCAAACAUUUUACUACGGGUUUUUGUUAGUUAUGUGUCGAUCUUGACGUAAUUCGAUGGUUGCGACAUUACUCAGUAAUCUUUACCGUGCGUUUAAUAUAGUUGCAAAAUGUCCAACAUCACAUUUUUUAGGAAAUAAAUAUAUUUUUAACCGAAAUUAAACUAUGUUCAAAAUAAAAAUAAGCAUAAGCACACUUCUAAAUUAACAAAAAUAAUUUCUCCAUGAUUUUAAAUUGACGUUCGUGUUGCCUAGAUAUCAUACAAUAAAAUAACACUUCUACGUAUAAUAAUAACAGGUUGUAGCUCAAUAUAAAUAGGGAUGCUUGCGUGAAAUACAACUUUUUAAGGUGCAGUGAGUUCAGGUCCUCCGACCGCAGCUCGCUGGGCACUGAGCGGACGGCCGUAACGAAAAAAGUCAUCCAUUAGUUCUAUCAAAAAAAAAAUUACGCAUUUUUAUAAUAGUGCACUGCCUUACGGGAAUAUAGUUCAGAUUCGGAAACCGCUACCAACUUUUAGUAUGUUGUCGGGCAUGGCAUUGGGUCUCCAAAACUGCCUGGAGACAGCGGCGCCGGCCAUCUACUUCAGCGGAAUGACGUCAUCAAAAUGACUCCCGCCUCGUUGCGAAUAAUGCAUAUUUCAUCCAAACUAUGAAUGGCACAUACACGUGUGGGGUAUUGAAUGAAAGCCAAUUAAAUAUGCUAUUUUUCAUUUAUACAGUAUGUACCAAAAUAUACAGCAGUUUAAGAGCCAUUUACAAAAAAAUAUUCGAUUAUUUGGGUUUUACAAACAAACCAAAAGUCGGACGUUAAAGAAAUGUACUAUAAAAUUAAAGAUGACGUCUGAAGCCAUACACUGAUAUCAAUAAAAUCAAAAUUGGACCAAAUAUGUGGAAAUUAUGCAUCAAAAUGUAGGUAUUUGCCAGUACAAAUGCAAAAAAGUUAAAAAAUUCCAAAUUGGUCAUUUUCAGGAUAAUCCGCGUAAGCUUCUAGUAUGUUAUUAGCAAUAUGACCUGGAUUCUAAAACUGCCGGGAGACCAUCUCUAUUGUCAAUCUGUAACAAAUAAUCUCUGCCGAAUUUCGUAACAUGUAAAUUAUAGCUAUAGCAUGAGUCACACAUACACGUGUGUUAUAUGUAAUGAAAGGUUAUUAAAUUUAUUAUGAUUCACGUAAACAUUGUUUGCAAAAAAAUGUAUGGUUUAAGAGCUAGAAACAAAGAAAUACCACUUUUUAUAGAAAAAGAUGUAUAUCGAUUUUAUAGUUAAACUAAAAUCGAAAAUAAAAUGUUGCGUAUAAUAUUAAAAAAAAACAGUUAUUCAACUAUACAUCACAACUUAAAUUUUAAAUUUCCGAUAAAAACUGUGGAAGUUGUAGAAAAAAAGCUAAAGCGCGUAACAAUUCUACCUUAAUGCGUUCAUAUUAUGCAAAGAAUAGUUCUAAUUAUCGAGUAUUAAAUGAAUGAACAGUACAUAAAAUACAUGAAAACUACAUUUUCGAAUGGAACCUGAGUAAAAAAAAAAAUUUGCUUGAUAAGUAAGCAAAAUACUGUUUCUUUAAGUACCUAAUCUCCGCCUUUGAAAGUCGGUUAAAAUGUGACUUUUGUGACCUGCGGGCUCAGCACGGUUCCAUUUUUAUCGACUAUCACUAUGCGCGUCCCUUUCGCACUUACAUACUUGUUAGAACGUGACAGGCAUGGUGACAAGGGAUAAAAACGCGACCGUGCUAACCCGCCUGGGCUACAAAAACAAAUAAAUUGACACCUCAUUUAUCAAAAUCAGUUCAGUAGUUUCAUGUAAACAAUACAUAUCUACAUAGCAGUUCCUGCCGUAGUCGAGUAAACAUUAAAAUGAAAUAGACUCUUAUUAUCAUGGCCUAUCGCUACAUUAUUAGAGAAAUGUAAAGUUACAUGCCAGUAAGUAGGUACAUGCCUAAUACAAAAUGCCUUAUCGAGGCUUAUGCAGUUGCUUAUGCGAUACAUAAUUAUAUAUUUAAGCCUCGAUUAGCCUUAUAUAGAAGCAAAAGUUAACUACGAGCGCAGCGAGUAAUUCGAAAAGUGGUAUCUUGAGUGGUGCAAAGGUUUCAAGGCUGAGCUGAGAAGGCUGGCAGAAUUUUCCCUCUGAUCCUCUGAAAUACAGGUCAGCCCUCUGGUCAUUCGAAGCCUCCAUAAGGCAUCUUGCUAACUCAUAGGGGCGACGCCCGCUAGGCCUGCUAACAGCUACGGCCUGAGGGUUUCAACGUUAGAGGCCAGGCCACGCCAGGCCAUAAUAGUAAAAGUCUAAUUAUUUAAUUUUAAUUUUUUGCCCGACUACGGCAGACUUUGCUAUCUAUGCGUGCAUGUGUAGGUACUGUUUGCAUGAAACUACUGAACUUAUUUUGAUAAAUGAAGUGUCAAUGUAUUUGUCUUUGUAGCCCAGGUCACAAAAGCCACAUUUUAACCGACUUACAAAGGAGGAGAUUAGGUACUUAAAGGAACAGUAUUUUGCUUACUUAUCAAGCAGAUAAAAUUUUUUUUAAUUUAGGUUCCAGUCAAAAAUGUGGUUUUCAUGUAUUUUAUGUAAUGUUCAUUCAUUUACUACUCGAUAAUUAGAACUAUUCUUUGCAUAAUAUGAGCGCAUUAAGGUAGAAUUGUUGGCGCGCUUUAGUUUUUUUUCUACAACUUCCACAGUUUUUAUCGGAAAUUUAAAAUAUGAGUUGUGAUGUAUAGUUGAAUAACUGGUUUUUUAAAUAUUAUACGCAACAUUUUAUUGACGAUUUUAGUUUUGCUAUAAAAUCGAUAUACAUCUUCUUUUUCCAUAAAAAGUGGUAUUUCUUUGUUUCUAGCUCUUAAACCAUACUUUUUUUUGCAAACAAUGUUUACGUGAUUCAUAAUAAGUUUAAUAACCUUUCAUUACAUAUAACACACGUGUAUGUGUGACUCAUGGUAUAGGUAUAAUUUACAUUUUGCGAAAUUCGGCAGUGAUUAUUUGUAUGACGUCAUUAUUUGUUACUCAUUGACAAUAGAGAUGGUCUCCUGGCAGUUUUAGAAUCCAGGUCAUAUUGCUAAUAACCAGAGCUCGGAUUUUUCACGGCAAAACAAAACUAGUCAUCUAAUCUAACCAGUGCUUGAAAUAUUAUUUUAUCGAUAUCGAGUAUUACUGGAGUAUAUGACAGGUAUUGUCUCAAUACAUUUUUAGGGUUCCGUAGUCAACUAGGAACCCUUAUAGUUUCGCCAUGUCUGUCCGUCCGUCCGUCCGUCCGCGGAUAAUCUCAGUGACCGUUAGUGCUACAACGCUGAAAUUUGGUAUGAGUAUGUAUAUUUUCCACGCCGAAAAAGUGGUACAAUAAAAUCUAAACAAAAAAUGUUUUCAAACGCGCAAAUUACGACAGGAGUUAAAUUUCAUUCGCGACAACUACGAAGUAAUAGCCUCUUCAAUAGCACAAUUGCAAUGUUCGACUUUGUCCAUUGCGGAAUCCUUCCUCAUUCUGGAUACUGUUCGUUGCUACGUAAACUGGAGUAAACUUUUACCAGUGAUACGCAAAUUUGAAGCUGUGCUCGAACGAAAUCCUGAUUACGAAAUUUUAAGAGACAUAUCUGAAAAUAUUACCCGAACUGAAAAUGAAUUCUAUAAAUUUGCUCCCUUGACGUCAAGUGAAGUUGAACGUACAUUUAGUGUACAUAAAUGGCUUUAUAGCGAUAAACAAAACUGUUGAUUAUCUACUCCUAUCACUAUUACACAAAUAAAAUGCCAUGUGCUGCUGUGUGUACUGACGUAGAUAUUGAAGAAUAAAUUGCGUCUGUUUCUAAUAUAUAACUUCAUACAAAUGUUUUUAUUACAUAUUUAUUUUAUUCUUGACGUAUUUUCUUCUAGCACUGAAUUAUCGAUAUCGAUAAAAUAAUGUUUCUAUCACUGGCUAGAUUCCGAUAAAUCCGAGCUCUGCUAAUAACAUACUAGAAGCUUACGCGGAUUAUCCUGAAAAUGAACAAUUUGGAUUUUUUUAACUUUAAUGUAUUUGUACUGGCAGCCACCUACAUUUUGAUGCAUAAUUUCCACAUAUUUGGUCCAAUUUUGAUUUUAUUGAUAUCAGUGUAUGGCUUCAGACGUCUUCUUUAAUUUUGUAGUACAUUGCUUUAACGUCUGACUUUUGGUUUGGUUGUAAAACCCAAAUAAUCGAAUAUUUAUUAACAUCAUUUCUUUUUUUUUUGUAAAUGGCUCUUAAACUGCUGUAUAUUUUGGUACACACUGUAUAAAUGAAAUAUAGAAUAUUUAAUUGGCUUUCAUUCAAUACCCCACACGAUUAUGUGCCUUGCAUAGUUUGGAUGAAAUAUGCAAUAUUCACAACGAGGCGGGAGUCAUUUUGAUGACGUCAUUCCGCUGAAGUAGAUGGCUGGCGCCGCUGUCUCCCGGCAGUUUUGGAGACACAAUGCCAUGCCCAACAACAUACUAAAAGUUGGUAGUGGUUUCCGGAUCUGAACUAUCUCUUCGACCGUUUCCCAUAAGGCAUAGUACUAUAAGCAAUUUUCAUGUUAAUAGCUUUUGUGCAGAACUAAAUACUUAAAAAUUAGGUAUUAAUGGUGCUUUUAUGCGUUUUACCUAUGUUCGUGUUUUUUAGGGUUCCGUAUCUCAAAAGGAAAAAACGGAACCCUUAUAGGAUCACUCGUGCGUCUGUUUGUCUGUCCGUUCGUCUAACUAUCUGUCUGUUCGUCGGUGACAGCCUAUUUUCUCCGAUACUACUGGACCAAUUAAAUUGAAAUUUGGUACACAUAUGUAAUUUUGAGGCCACUUUUGAGCAAAAAUGACAAAAUAAAAUAAUAAAAUUUUUCAAAUUAUUUUGUGUUACAUAUGAAAUGAAAGAGCUCAUGCAUUGUGAGAAUCUCGAAUAUUUUAUUUUAAUUUAAAAUAAAUAGUUGCGUGAGCCAGAUGAAAGUGCGUGCCCGGGGGAGCGCGGAUAUCAUAUGUCUUCUAAAUUUUUAAAUUUAGUGUGUUUUAAAAAUAAAAAAGUAAUCGCUGCCUCAAGCACAAUAUUGCUCAUUUUAAGAAAUAAUUUUCAUAUGCUUAGCUUCCUACGUUCGUGAUGUUUUUCUAUCGGGCGAAAGUCAAAUACUCACAAUUCGAAUCGCUGAAGUCCCUAGAGAAAGGCCUCAAGAUUAUGGCAGCCGUAUUAUGAUCCAAAAAUAGCUAAGACUUUUUUUUAAUCCGUGAUCAGAACCUAUUGCACCUUAAGAUUGUUAUUAUAAUUUUUUGGCAACCGUCUUAUGAUCGAAGAACUCUGCCGACUGAACGCACUGCACCUUAAGUAAGAGCAAGGGUGAUGAAAAACAUCUUGAACCUGUGUAUGACGAACAGUAAUUCGUAAAUAACAGAAUCUCGAAUCUAAAUUAACUUAAUUAUAAUAUUAAUAAAUGUUUUAGCAUUAGCGUUAUAAUUUAUAAUAUUUAUCCAUUUUCUAAUUGUGCAGUUUAUCAAUGUAGUGUGUUAGUAUAUUUAAAAUUUGUAAUGUUAAUAAUAUUAUUGAGUUUAUUAUGAACUUCGCCAAAGAAAUGCCUAUUAACGAAAAUCCAGACAUAGGAGUUUAACGCGCACAUAUUUAAUUUUUUGUUAUUAACGAUACAAUUGUGGAAAGACUGGAAAGUAGGAAAUUCGCAACAAGCGGCGAUAAAUUAAAACACGACCGAAGGGAGGAUCGUGUUUUAAUUUAUACUUUUACUUUUACUUUUACGUGUUUUAUUUUUACUUUUCGCACUUACAUAUAUCGUAAUGUACUAUUAUAAAAGAACCGAAACGUAACUUAGAGUCUUAAAAGGUUUUUUCUCUGUUGCUUUGCUUAAAGCGAAGGAUAUAUUAUAUACGUACUAUUUAUAUUAAACAAAAUAAGCUUUGUUAAGUACCUAAUCAUAAUUUUGAAUUUAUAUUGGUGCAAUUAUAGACUGCAUCGCAUUUAUAUUCAUGGUCCUGAAUGCGUAGCCAACAUUGAUACCAAUAUUAACGGAUACUUAAGAGAUUUUAGAAAAAUAAUGUAUGUACUCUUGAUACUACUUAAUGUGAUGAAGAGGCAUAUCACGUACUAGCGAGUCCGUUAGCAUUGUAAACAGCUUGUAACUUAUAUGUUACUGUAUAACCUAACACGUGCAAUUGUCCCAUACACGACUAAGUCGAGAGGUGAACCAUAAAAACACUAUUUAUUAAUAAGUAUUUUUGUGUACCUAUGCAUCAAAUUAAAAAAAAAAAGACUAUAAUGAAUCUCAAAGGUUUUUGAAGUAAUCUAUUUACAAUUUAUAAUGCAGAGGAUAUAACUGAUGUUAUAUUAGGUACUUAUUUACAUUUAUCACGAGUAGUGCUCGUUAGUGCAGUAUGGAUUUAGAAAAUGUGGCUGUAAUAUGCUGACCUAAAGGCACCACGCACCAUCCGAUUAGUAAAAUGUAAAGUAGGUAUAUUAGCGAACAUAUUCUAGAUCUGCCGGUACACCAUUAUAACUCACACAGUCAACUCGUACAAUCAUUGUAGGUUAGACAUGGGUAAGUACUAACUUUUUUGAUGCCUUGCUAACAAAUAGUAGUAUAGAAAGAACUACAGAUAGAACCUUUUUUUUUUAAAGGGAAACAGUUGUUAGUAAUGGGUAUUUUUGAGACUAUUUCUAUGUUUUUACUUACACAUGUAUAUUAUAAUAUUAGAACGUAAUAAAACCCAAUUCACCCGACCCCUACCAAUAAGAUAUUUGUGAUUAAAAACUAAAGCGGUAUUUUUUGUGUAUUGGAUCGAUGUUGUCUAACCACGUCCGCCUAUAAAUUGUACUUGUUACAUGCUGCUCAAAUACUCGCAGUGUUCAUUGAGGGCCUUAUAAUGUAUGUCUAUUGCCAAGUGUGGAUUCGUCAUCUGUUAGGUGACUUAGGUGUACCCUAAAGUAAGUGGUUAAUGUAUUAGAUUAGGGUAAGAUCAGACGAGCAGACGAAUCACCUGAUGGUAAGCAGUUACCCUCGCCAGACACACGAGAAGGGUUGUGAAGUUACAUCACAAUUUAUUCCACUGCUAGGCAAAGGCCUCUACCCUUGAUUUCCACGACACCCGAUUUAGUACUUCCUCCGACCUGUUGUGGAAGCGCCAUUGCGGGAUGACCUGGACAGCUUCUCUCCAUAUCUCAUUAAAUAUUGAUCAUAGCGAAAAAGUGUAGGUACAGAAUCUUUUGUAGAAAAUGUAAUGUAGAUUACUUAUGUAUAAGAUUAUUUUUUGCUAUGGGCCACCGUUUAAGAGUUAUUUGCGAAAAAUUAUAAAAGGGACCUUUACAUCUCUACCUAUGCGUUAGCUGUACCCCAUCUACAUAUAUGUACUUUUAGUGUGUUGUUUCGCACAACUAUGCCAAAAUUAGCUUAUAUACAUGAAUUUUUGCCCUAUUUGGCAGUUUUUGGUUUUCUUUCGUUUGGUGAGCUAUGGGUGAGCUAUAUAUAGAAAGUACGAUGGAGCGGUGAACAGGAUGCGCACGCGCAGCCAACAUGCCAAUCGUUUAUGCUCUGUAGCGAACGAAACGCUACUGUCACUGUCGCACUAAUAUUAAUAAAGAGUGAUAGAGAGAAACAAGUUCUUUGUCGUAGCGCAAGCGAUUGUCAUUACUGCUAUUAAGCCCCCAGGUUUCUAAAGGCAUAAUCUGAGGAUGGAUGCAUAGACGUUUAUUGAACAUCUAGAUUCCGCUAGGUCUAGGCUAGCCGCUUCACCGCCUUCGCUUCUGCCCUCCCCAGAUUCACUGAUUACGUAGUAGGUACGAGUAUGUACUAUUUUUUCUAUUACACUUGGUGCUUUGUAUUUUUUACCUUAGGAAUUUAUGUAACAGGUAGGUCCUACUUAUUUGUAAGCGAUAUUAAGAAUAAGAUAUAUUCGACUAUUGUGCAAGAUUCACUUGCUUGUUUUGGCUGUUUUGUUAGUCCUAGUCAAAUUCGUUAUCUGAUUUAAAACUAUUUAACUAUUAAUUACAUAUGUAACUCGUACUCGUACGCCAAACGUUAUUAGUAGGGUACCUAGUAUUUUGUUCUAAGUAACAAAAUGUUUUACUACUGGCUUUUAACUUUGUUGUAGGUAUAACUUAUAAUAUAUGUAUUAUCUUAUAGUAUAUUGGGUAAAAUACUUUGAGGCGCAGGAAGAUCUUCACGGAUGACUAGAAAAAAUCAAGGAUACCAACUUUGUCAAUAGAAAAAGGCGGGAAAUUUUAAAUAUUCAUGUGAAUUCGAUCCUUUCCGCCUACAUAUUCUACUGACAAAGAUGGCUUGCCAUAGUUUAAAUAACUUAUCUCGACAAAUAAAAUCUUAACAGCUAUGGGUACCGUAAAAACUAUCAACUACUUAGUGGCCAAAAUUAAGUUCAAUGUCUUCGUUCAAAUGUUUAUGGGAAGUAUUUAAAGUAUCUAAUUAAUCUAAUGGUAAGUAGCAGUUCUAAGGCAAAAUACCUACUACCUAAAUACCAAUAUGAUUGACCCUUUUUCAUCCGAUACGAAAUAAGAAAUAAACGCGAAACGAACGAGACGAGCGAUGAUGGUACCGAACUGGACGUAGUUGGGUGGUUUUACGGUAGUUAUCUGAUUACGGUGAUAAUUUGAUAAAUGUAAGAACUUAAUUGUGAGAAAAGAAAAUCAUUUUUUAUGAUGUGUCAUUUUUACUGUUUGUACUUAUCGCUUUGCUAUUAAUUUUAGCAUGUUUUUGUCUUUAUGUUUCGUAACAACAUUCGUCUAAUGUUUAAUGGCUGGUAAGGUUUAAGUCUAUAAUUUUGUGAUAUUGUAGGUACGUAUGGCCGUUGCAGAAAAAAAAAUGUGCUUUUAAUAUGUAUAUGUCCCUCAAUUUAUUGCUUGUUGUUUUCAAAUUUAUAUUUAAAAUAAAG
Messenger RNA from Cydia splendana, 12831 nucleotides. It is a transcript of the gene subdued, whose product is annotated as anoctamin-1. The coding region runs from base 267 to 3494 and encodes 1075 amino acids. NCBI's taxonomy places the organism in Eukaryota, Metazoa, Arthropoda, Insecta, Lepidoptera, Tortricidae. Gene Ontology annotation, biological process: chloride transmembrane transport. The record is from RefSeq and is a predicted model, not a curated record. Gene Ontology annotation, molecular function: chloride channel activity; protein dimerization activity. The transcript is spliced from 21 exons. Gene Ontology annotation, cellular component: plasma membrane.